Pimephales promelas (fathead minnow) is the source of this 6546-nucleotide messenger RNA. RefSeq names its product pleckstrin homology domain-containing family G member 1. The record is from RefSeq and is a predicted model, not a curated record. Gene Ontology annotation, molecular function: small GTPase binding; guanyl-nucleotide exchange factor activity. Lineage: Eukaryota; Metazoa; Chordata; Actinopteri; Cypriniformes; Leuciscidae.
CUCAAUGUGUGUGUGACAGGCAGACCGUCAAGACCGUUGCAGUGUGGCUCAGAGCUUAUGUGUGUGAACCCAGGAUUUACUGAAUGUGUGUGUGUGUGGGGGGUGCAGAUACCCUCAGUAUCACUCGCGCAGACGGAGCAAUCCUGUGUGUCUCAGGGAGAAUGUAAAGUGAAUUGAAGGAUUAGAAGAGUGUGUUAUGUGUGUGUGUGUGGCACUGGUCUGGAAUACUAAGUGGAUAUGUAAUCAAAUCUGGAUCGAGCUGCAAUGCCUACGGAAGAUUAUCCAUUCUCCGCUGAUGUUUUACCGCCACUCCCGGAGGUCCCUGUCGGAGGGCCGGUCCUGAGCCAGGCGCGAGGUCCCAUCAGAAACUCCGCCCCGAGACAUUGCUCCUCCCGCAGCAUGGACUCCACGCACUGCAACGACCGGCCGGUGAGCUACGGCUCCACGUCUUCGUCCGCCUCCUCCCGGGACAGUCACUGCUCGCUGGGGGGGCGGCCCGUAUUAGGCUCCACCCCUGAGCGGGAUCACGAUUCUGGAGCCAUCCGAUUGGAGCUGGUGCCUGCCCGACAGCUGGAGGAGGAGGAGUCGGGAAGACGGACACCUACAACCACCAAUCAGGGGGACGCAGAGAUUCAGUCACCAGAAGGACGUAAAGUCCAGUAUGUGGACCGAGUGGUGGAGGAAAUCCUUGAAACGGAAAAAACCUACGUCCAGGACCUUCGCAGUAUAGUCCAGGAUUACCUGGACUGCAUCAGCAACCAGUCUCUUCUGCUGCUGGGAGAUGAAGAGAGGAACUCUUUAUUUGGAAAUAUCCGGGACAUCUACCGUUUUAACAGUGAUCUGCUUCAUGACCUGGAGAAGUGUAACGCCAACCCAGUUGCCAUUGCAAAGUGUUUCGUAGCCAAGAGUGAAGACUUCCACAUAUACACACAGUACUGCACAAAUUAUCCAAGGUCCGUUGCUGUCUUAACAGAGUGCAUGCGGAACAAAACGGUGGCAAAGUUUCUGCGAGAGCGCCAGGAGAGUCUUAAACACUCCCUUCCUCUCGGCUCCUACCUGCUUAAACCUGUCCAGAGGAUCCUAAAGUACCAUCUACUACUGCAUGAGAUCGCCACUCAUCUGGAGAAGGAUUCAGAGAUGUAUGACGUUAUCCAGGAGGCAAUCGACACCAUGCAGAGGGUGGCCUGGCACAUCAAUGACAUGAAGAGAAAACACGAGCAUGCAGUGAGGCUGCAGGAGAUUCAGAGUUUGUUGACUAACUGGAAGGGACCUGAUCUGAUUAGCUAUGGCGAGCUGGUUCUCGAGGGAACAUUCCGCAUCCAGAGAGCGAAGAAUGAGAGAACACUCUUCCUGUUCGACAAACUUUUGCUGAUCACCAAGAAACGCGAGGAGACUUACACCUACAAGGCCCACAUCCUGUGCUGUAACCUAAUGUUGGUAGAAGUCAUUCCUAAAGAGCCGCUAAGCUUCAGUGUGUUCCACUACAAGAACCCCAAACUUCAACACACUGUGCAGGCAAAGUCUCAACAGGACAAGAGAACGUGGGUCCUGCAUCUAAAACGACUGAUCCUUGAAAACCAUCCUGCCAAAAUACCGGCCAAGGCUAAGCAGGCCAUUCUGGAUAUGGAUACCGCAAACCACCCAAGUUUCAACUACAACUCUGACGACAAGAGAGUGAACACUAAAGAGGGUCCCUCGCCCCGGAGAGUACGCAGGAAGACAGAGCCCUUAUCUAAGUUAUUGAAAAACUCCAAACAUAUAAUAUCCAGUCCAGAUAUACAGAAGCAGAGUUCUAGUUUUGGAGUCAGUCUGCUGUCCCCUGUGGCCACUUUGGGUUCUAUCGGCCGAUCCCGCAGCCUUGUCAGCGAAUCACAAGAAUCUCUGGACCCUGGUGACCACAGUGAUGUAGAUGAAGAGCCACAUCUACAGGAUGCUGAUGAUGAGGAUGAUACUGGUUUGAGCUCUGGGGGAAAGUUGAGAGUGCCAGGGAAGGGUAGCCGGAAACGACUAAACCAGCAAGUGUCGGUGGACAGCAUUGACCAGUGGAGAAACAGCAACCUUACUCAUACAGACCUCCAGACUGCUAAAGAGUCCCUGCAAAAUAAGGUUAUCACCCCCCCAAUCCUACGGGUGACCGCACCUCCUGAAUCAGACGGAAAUGAAUACAACACACGCAACAUGCUGGCAACUGGAGAGCAGCCUUCUUUCCGCAACAUAUGGACAGAUCACCGAGUCCGGAGGGCUAUGUUUCCAACUCGUCAAAAGAGUUUUCAAAUUGACGAUGAUGAAGACAUCUAUCAGAUGUUCCUGCCAACGGAGAAUGAGACAAGCAGUCAUGAUGUUGAGAGUGACCAUGAGGCUGCUGACCAUCCAGAAAGACCCUGUAGCUGGCAUGUUGAACAGACUAAAGCAUCAUGCCUAGACCUUCCUACAAGCAGGAGCAGAACAACACUUCGCAGGGCCAACAGUGUUGGAGAAAACCAAAGUGAGCAAUUAAGUCCUAGCAAGCGAGCCCUACAAGAGGAAGAGGCCAACAACCAGACUGAGUCUUCAAGCAAUGAAAUCUCAGGGUCAUCAUCUGCCGAGCAGUUAACCGUUGAUGAUAUCGAGAAUGUUUACGACAACAUUAGUUACGAGGAGCUUCAAGCCAUGGGGCUUAUCCGUAAGGAUCAAGCUGUCCAUGCACUCUCUGAGGUAGCAGAGGUCAAAUCUAGGAUAGCUCCCCAAGUUAUCAUAACUCCAACUGAAACUGAGAGUUCAUGUGAGAGCAAUAGGUCUUCUGGUCAAGAAGGGGAGCCAUUUGAGACAUGUGAGCUGCAAAUUGUUGAGGAUGAAGAGAAUGUUUACGACACCAUUGUCUUUCAGGAGCCACCAGUCCUUGCAGCUGAGAUGGAUGAUGGAAAGCCAGACAGUUUGCAGACAUCUGAGGUAGAUCUCAUGACUAGCCAGAUUUUAACAGGGUUUGUAUCUGAGGAAAGAAUCUGCCCUACCAACACAACAGAGGCAGAUCAGCCCCACAUUCCCUCUGCUGCAAUUUCAGACACUGAAACAUCUCAGCUUUCUCCACAGCUGGAGAAAGUGGAUGAGAUCUGGACGGAUUUGGAAAACUACAUCCGGAACAAUGAAAAGAAACCAGACAGACUUCCAGCUGCAUUUCCUGUAAGCAGAACAGACAACACAUGUAAAACACAGGACUCGCCCAAAAAAGCACGUAAUUCCUCACACAAAGGGAAAGACUCUCCAAGAAAAACGCACAACUCCCCAAGUAAAGUGACCAAGUUGCAACAGAGAAGUAACGAUCCCCGAUGCAAAGCACACGAAUCUCCAAAUAAAAAAGCUAAUUCUGCUCAAAAGUCAAGUGAUUCUUCAAGUAAAUUACCUUUAAAAACAAUCCCGGUUGUUUGUGCUCCACCUGGAUCACCCAACCCACCAGCUUCUAACCCCCCUCCAGGUCUAGCUAUGUCUAUACCUAUCCUCAACACUCCAGACCUCCUCCCAGAAACUGUGUUGGGUGAAAAUGAUGGAGCAUUAUCCUCUCCUGUAGCCCCUUCCCCUACCCCUGAGCCUCAACCUGGCACAGUGAAGAGCAUCCGCAAUAAACUUGCAAGAUUAAGCAGCGGAAGCUUCCGGAUAGACGAUGAGGACAUCCCUUCAUCGAAGGACUCAGGACUUCAUGCCAUGUUUAGUAGCAUGGACUCUGGCUCCUCUAGUCUGCUGCUGGGUGGGGAAGCUGGGGACCAGGUUCUUGAGCUUGGGGAUAGGGGCAAAAACAGAGUUUUCCUCAUGGCUAGACAGUACAGUCAGAAGAUCAAAAAGGCCAACCAGUUACUGAAGAUGAAGAGCAUGGACCAUGAACCCAGUUGCGCUAAGUUGAGGCUAAGCAAACAGAAGGACCUGGCAGCUAUACUGGAGGAGAAGAAACAAGGUGGCACAGCAAUAGGUGCAAGAAUAGCCGAGUACUCUCAUUUGUAUGAACAUGUGGUAUUCAAGGGUUCCCCAGCCACUACUCCAGUACUGAAGUCAUCGAUCAGUAUUGCCGGCCAUCAUCCACUUUUCCCCAGCACCACUUCCUCUCCUUCCUUAUCUACGCGCUCUACACAAGACUCUGACUGGCUGAACUGUACGUACAGCAAUGGGGAGCUUGCUGAUUUUGUGUCCUGGCCAGCACAAACAACAGUAUGCACUUCAACCCCACAGAGAGGAAUGACCCCUGCAAUUUCUACCCCUGCUUUGAAGAACCUCCCGCCUACUCCUAGUACUCCACCCAAUCAGCGUUGGAGUGCUUGUGUGACACCAAGUAAAGAUGACUCCGAUCACAUUUACACUUCAAUUGGACCACGAAACGCUAAGGUGUCGUCCUAUAAUCGCUGCCAGUCCUCAUCUUCAUUGAUAGACCAGACUGGAAACGAAAAUGGCGGGGGGCUAUGCAAUCAGGUGUGGGAAGCGAACGGAAAAGAAUCAAGGACGCAGAUGCCUCGACAGCACAGCCUCCCAGAAUGCCCAGUCCUGGAGACGUCAGACCUCUCAGUGUCGUGUGAUAUCACACUGCGGGACUCGCAGCAAAUACUUGUGCUGAACAGAAAGGUGCCACUGAACGCGCAAAGUGCCACGGAGAAUUAUCUGGCCAACUUUAAAGACACUGGAGAUGACGAUGACGAUUAUGUAGAGAUCCGUUCAGAAGACGAGGAUGAAGAACAGAAGCAAAAAAUUGCUCAAGGCACCCCCGUAAAUGAACCGGAGGUUCCCACCAACCCUGACACGGCUCUGCAGGGAUACUUGUGGGAUGAUCCAGAUUGCAGCCAGCAAGGUGUAAAUCAGCCAACUAUUGUCCAGUCACUGAGGGAAAAGAUCCAGUGUCUCAGCUCAAGCAGUUUUGCUUAGGGAGCAGUAAUGAUGGACUUAGCACAUACAAGGAGGAAAUGACACACAACUUAAAGACACAACACAAAGCACAUGAUAUACAACAUAUUAGCUGUAAUCCAUUGUACUUUACAGAGCUCGGUGAACUCAACAACACCAUUCAAUUUGAAAACUUUGGAUUCAAGCAUUAGUUCGCUCAUCUCUACACUUGAACACACUAAGAUACAGAUCUAAGCAGUAACACUGUACACAGCUUUCUUUUCCUUAAUAUUAAGACCCAAUAAUUAUGUCACAUGACUAAGAUUUGUGAUCUGACCUAUACCAUGACCUAAGUUUUAAAGGGAACUGUAAUUCAGAAAAGAACGAAAAUGAAAGAAGAACACUGGCUACAUGGACUUAGACACAACUUAUUUCUCUCUUAAAAUGUUACAAUAUUCUCAAACUUCUGCUUAUAAUAUUCAAGUACAUGUAUAUAAAUGUUGCUAUACAAGCUUUAAGAUAAGCCACAUAAGGCGCACAUGCCUGGUGAUGUUAAUUACAUUAUCUGCCAUAAUUUCUGUGUAAACAUGCUGACAGUUCCUUAAGCCAAUAAUUAAAUAUUUCCUUUUAAUUGUGUAGACGUUAUUUGGUUGUGUAGGUGGCUGCAUCUACAGGAAACUAUGCUAACAUCAGCCAAUGACCAUUCAGUGCGUAAUUUGUAAUAUUUGCAUGCCACAUUUUCUCCAGGUCAAGAAUACAUAGACUCCAUAUAUAUUUUAAUAUGCUGUACAUUAGAGAUAGAUAUAAAUUUAUCAGACUGGAAGGUCAUAAGUAUAUUUAAAAGUUGAUCAAGUUUUGCUAAAAUUGUGAGACUGUCUUUAGAUAUAAUUUAAUUUAGCAUCAUGUCAGGACCACAACUAAGAUGUAAUCGGCAAAAAAACACAGGACAAUAAAAUGUAUAGUUUGUUAAUUUUAGGUUAAUCUGUUCAGGGGACCAUAUUGGAGAAUGAGGAGUUUGAGGUGUCAGAAACGUACUGUAAUUUGAUGUAAAUUUGAGUUCAAUACUUGUGUUGUCUGAUCAUUUAAUUGUGUUUAGUGUUUAAAAUAUUCAGCAUUGGCUGUCCCCACCCUGUCUUCACACUCAAAACAUUUAGAUAUUUUUAUUAUUAAUUUUCACAGCACAUUUCAGUUUAUUUUUCUUAUUUAUUUAUCCCCCCGUCUCCGUUGUCGACUGGUUGCUCAGCUGGUUUGGUUUUUGAAAAAAGUGUAUAAGAUGUUAGCUCUGUUGUUGUAUGAGUAUUGUUCAAAGAUGUUUCCUUACAAAAUGUUACAUUGAAAUAAGAAACCUAGAACCAGGAGUAAAUGGUGAAAAUGAAAGUACCAGUGUAAAUAAACUGAAUUGAAUAUAGAUGGAAGCUUUGAAUGAAGUAUGUUUAUAUAGUUUUUUUUUUUCUAUUUUAUUUAGUUGUACAUUUCAUUUUCUGUUUCACUGGUGGGGACUGUUAUUCAUUGGAAUUGUUACUUUUGCACUUUUCCUCCUUUUAAACAUUCUGUUUGUAAAGAUGUACAUAUUUAUGAAUGUUGCCAUUUGCCUAUUUUCAUGAUCUUAAUUUAAUUUUUUGACAUUUGUUUUGUUUUUUAACUGCCUUGUAGUAACUGGUCGAAGAUGUAUUGUUGGCAACAAAUAAACCUUCAAUUAAAACAAAA